Messenger RNA from Tilletiaria anomala UBC 951, 660 nucleotides. RefSeq lists its product as uncharacterized. The annotation marks the transcript as partial. The transcript is spliced from 2 exons. The record is from RefSeq and is a predicted model, not a curated record. NCBI's taxonomy places the organism in Eukaryota, Fungi, Basidiomycota, Exobasidiomycetes, Georgefischeriales, Tilletiariaceae.
UGGUGGCUCCUGCUGAUCGUCAUCCUCCUCCUCGUCGCACUUAUGACGAUCUACCAUCGUCAGAUCGUCGACUGGCUCACGCCGUUUUCAAAGAAGAUACAGACCAUCCCCGCUGGCUGGCUCAUCCCCGUCGCCAUUCUCUUCAUCAUCUCAUUCCCCCCGCUCUUUGGCCACGAGAUUGUUGCUGUCCUGUGCGGCGUAGUUUACGGCCUCUGGAAAGGCUUCGGCAUCGUCGCGCUCGGCACGCUGCUCGGCGAGAUUGGCAACUUUUACGCUUUCAAGUCGUUCCUGAGUGGACAUGCGACUCGUUACGAGCGCAAGAACAUAAACUAUGCCUGCAUGGCGCAUAUUGUGCGCGAAGGCGGCUUCUUUGUCAUAUUCCUCGCCCGCCUCUCAGCCAUCCCGGGCCAUUUCACCACCGCUGUCUUUGCCACAGUCGGCAUGAGCGUCUGGAUCUUUAUCCUGGCCGCUGUGCUAUCCAUGCCCAAGCAGCUCACCAUCGUCUACCUCGGCUGGGUUAUCGAGCAGAGCGGAAACAGCAGCAACGAGCCGACAAGCAGCAAGAUCGUAAAGUACGUCGUCCUCUUAGUGAGCGUGCUCAUCACCCUUGGCGCGGGCUGGUACCUGUACGGCAAGAUGUAUGAGGCCCGCCCCGAGGUG